AUGGAUAUGCACAAACUUUUACUAUGUGUUCUUGGUCUCCUCUUACUUGCAGCCUUCCCAGUUACUGCAAAAGCAACACCACUCACCGUUCAUGGCCUGGGAAAUCUGAGAAGAAGCCUAGCAGAAGAGGAUUCCAUUUUGAGCUCUCUGGAAACCUUUUACUAUAACCAAACAUUGGACCAUUUCAACUACCAACCUCAAAGCUUUGUCACUUUCCCACAAAGAUAUCUCAUCAACUCCAAAUACUGGGGAGGAGGCAACGAUCCAAUUUUUGUAUAUCUUGGUGGAGAAGACGUGCUUGAAGAUGAUAUAACCCUUUUUGGCUUUAUCCAUGAGAGUGCUCCUCGUUUCAAAGCUUUGGUAGUAUAUCUAGAGCAUCGAUUCUAUGGAAAAUCAGUUCCAUUUGUAUCACAAAGAGAAGUCCUCAACAAUAACACUCUGCGAGGCUAUUUUAACAUAGCACAAGCACUAGCAGAUUAUGCGGAGAUACUAUUAUACCUCAAACACAAGUUGUCUGCACCGUAUUCUCCAAUUAUCGUUAUUGGAGCCUCAUAUGGAGGGAUGUUGGCUGCAUGGUUUCGGUUAAAGUAUCCACAUGUGGCUGUUGGGGCCUUGGCAUCGUCGGCUCCUAUUCUUUACUUGGACGAAAUGGUUCCGCCGGAUGGAUUCUUUCAAAUUGUCUCCCGGGAUUACAGGGAAUCUAGUCGAAGUUGCUAUGAAACUAUAAAGGCAUCGUGGGACAAAAUAGCUAAAGUCGCUUCCCAACCCAAUGGUCUCUCAAUCCUUAGUCAAAAAUUCAAAAGCUGCGGAAAUCUAAGUGAUGUAUCGGAUCUCACAUCAUACCUAGUGACCAUAUACGUACAAAAUGCAAAAUUUGACAUUCCACCAAUCUAUCCCGUUGAUAUGAUAUGCCGUGGCAUCGAUGAAGCUCGAAAUGAAACGGACAUAUUGGAUCGAAUAUUUGCCGGUCUAGUUGCCAUUGCAGGCAAUAGCUCUUGUUAUAUAAAUGCAAGUAGGCUGACCGAUAGCAAUUCACUUUUAAGUUGGAGUUGGCAGACUUGCAGUGAUCUUGUGUUCACUAUUAGCACUGGUAAUGACACCAUGUUCCCUCCAAGUUCAUUUGACAUUGAAAGCUACAUCGAGCAAUGUAAGAGUGCAUACGGUGUUCCACCCAGACCUCAUUGGGUCACAACCUAUUUUGGAGGCUAUGACAUAAAAUUAGUGCUGAAAAGGUUUGGAAGCAACAUCGUAUUCACUAAUGGUUUGAGGGAUCCGUGGAGUGCUGGAGGGAUACUGGAAAACAUAUCGGACAGCAUAAUUGCCGUUGUUACCAAAAACGGAUCGCAUGCUCUAGAUUUGUUUACAGCUAAGAAAACAGAUCCGGAAUGGUUGAUGAAACAACGCAACACAUCACUUGAUAUAAUUGAAGGAUGGAUUUACAAGUACUAUGAUGAUCUCCAUGCCCUAAAUCUAAUUAACAACUAA
Ipomoea triloba (trilobed morning glory) is the source of this 1485-nucleotide messenger RNA. Its product is annotated as lysosomal Pro-X carboxypeptidase-like. Gene Ontology annotation, molecular function: dipeptidyl-peptidase activity; serine-type exopeptidase activity. The coding region runs from base 1 to 1485 and encodes 494 amino acids. The transcript is spliced from 9 exons. Lineage: Eukaryota; Viridiplantae; Streptophyta; Magnoliopsida; Solanales; Convolvulaceae. The record is from RefSeq and is a predicted model, not a curated record. Gene Ontology annotation, biological process: proteolysis.